AUGGCGCUGCAUGAGACCCCGAUGCUGCGGGGUCCGCCCGGCGUGACUAGCGAGUCGGGACUCGCGCCCAGAGCUGAGCCUGAAGAUGAAUAUCUGGAAGACGAUGACUUUGAAGAUGCAGUUGAAGAUCCAACAACUGCGGAGCCUUCCAUAAGCCUACGUGAAGCGUUGUCGGACUGCCAAAGAGCUAUUACUCUUUUCUUCAACAAUGAUUUAGCAGAAGCAAUUGCGAUUAUGAGGCCAUGGAGACAAGUAUCCCUUUAUCAUGCUCACGGGGCAGCAAUUUUCGAAUUCAUCCCGGCGUUGUUGACUCUCGAGCCAUCACAGAUCCAGCGUGCUCAAGACGCCUUACGUCAUACAUUUAAUUUAUGUUCAAGAGAGCGCAGAAAUUAUAGUUUUGUUCAGUCUAUUGGAGCAAUUAUAAAAAAGCCGAACUAUGGUGGGUAUACUGAAGAGGAAGCCCACGCGGAAUUGAUUCAUUCAGAGGCGAUGUUGCUGUCCGCGUGUCUCAAUACUUUAGAAGGCGAAGAAGUGAGUAGCUUCCUCAGGGCCUCCAUGCGAGUCAAAUCGUCUUAUAAUGGCUAUAGGACCUGUGCCAAGAUUUUAGAAAAAAAAGAAUGGGAAGAUGAGUCAUCUCGCGUACACUUCGAAAGCGGUGUACGCCUUGGUCUUGCCACAUUUAACGUAAUGAUUGCGAUGUUGCCACCCAAAGUUAUUGCUUUAUUAGAAUUCGUCGGGUUUUCUGCUGAUAAGGAGAAAGGCAGGGAGGAACUUAUGGUUGGGGCCACUUCACCGGGAUUGCGCUCAGUACUCUGCCAGCUAACAUUGCUGAUAUACUAUUUAGUGAUUGGCCAGUUCGCUGCUAUACCACCUGACUUCAUCGUAGCUGAGAUGUUGAUCAACAAUGGCUUACGAGAAUUCCCAAAUAGCGUAUGGUUCACAAUGUUCAAAGCUCGAAUGCAAAUGUUGAGAGGAAUGAUUGAGGAUGCAGUCGUUACUUACGAAACUGCGUCAAGUACUACCGAUAUGUGGCCUCAACUGAAACAUCUCACUUACUGGGAAAUGAUAUGGGCUUUAGCCAUGAUGCUGAAGUGGGAGGAAGCGGCAAAAUACGCAUUUUUUCUAUCGGAACAUAGCAAGUGGUCGAAAACAAUUUACGUAUACACUGAAGCCGCAAUGACUUUGGAACGUGGACAUUUACUAAGCAUUGACGCACGUAAACGCGCGGCCGAUCUCCUAAUGAGUGCGUCAUGUUAUAGGCAAAAGAUUCUAGGGCGGUCUCUGCCCAUGGAGAAGUUUGUGAUCCGUCGUUGUGAGCGUUGGUCCCGACGAGGCUAUCUGGUGCUGCCCGGCGUCGAACUGAUAUGUUUAUGGAAUAUUUUUCCACAUCUAGCCGCCGAGCCACACUACGCUGACCGAAUGCUUAAGCUCAUAGAACAGACGAACGACGAAGUAUAUAACGUGAUACACUCGAAGUACGGUAUAGACGCGGAGACAAGAUACACUCCGGCGUACGAUUUAGACGACUUAGCUCUUGUACGAUACCUACGCGGGAGUUUGUUAGCCGCCAUGUCUUUGCCAAGACUGGCUAUUAGGCAUUUGGAAGCCGUCUUAAAAAUGAAAGAUGAUAUCAAAGAUAACACAUACCUGCUUCCGUACACGACGGUAGAGAUCGCCAUGUGUCACUAUGGAUUAGGAGAUCGGUAUAGAGCCGUGGAAAUGUUACAAGACGCUAGAAAAAGAUACUCCGGAUAUUUACUCGAGUCACGGCUGCAUUUCCGCAUACACGCUAAACUAGAACUCAUCCAUGCGGGGGCAGAGAACACCGUUAUAGCUGGCACUACUGCGGGGGAAGUUGCUUUAGCAAACGUCCAUGCUCUAAGAGCUGGGGGCAGAGAGGGUAAUGGUAAUGGGGGCUCA
Messenger RNA from Brenthis ino (lesser marbled fritillary), 1920 nucleotides. NCBI's taxonomy places the organism in Eukaryota, Metazoa, Arthropoda, Insecta, Lepidoptera, Nymphalidae. The record is from the annotation of a GenBank genome assembly.